UCUCGACCGCCCCACCGAGCGGACCACGGCGCACCCCUGCAGCCACGCAAAACUAUCGAACUCAAAACUUUUUUAUAUAAGAGUUUAAAAAAAGAACGAAAUACUACUUUUAAAUAUAAAAUUAAAAUAACAAAUAGUUCGGUUAAUUUUUGAAAAUUGUUGAAUCUUGUUGUGUUCUAAGGGGUGUCCGGCUGAGUCAGAGGAGCAGGCUAAAGAUACAUUGUUUACAAAAGAACAUGAGAAAAUGAAGCUUAUCAACGCAGAAAAGUAAAUAUGGAAGCGGCUUUACCACACUUUCAUCGAGUUUCCUCUUCAAGGUUCUAUCAGCAGUAUGCCUUACCACCAGUCCGCAUAUCCAGUAAUUACCUUCAUGAACUUAUCCCACAGCAGCAUCCGACGCUCCUUCAACAAUACUUAGCCUAUUACAAUGACCCGGUAGUUCCACUCGACUUAUCGUUGAAAUCGACCACUCCAAUAACCCCGCCUUGCACACCACCACCACGCAAAAGAAAAAGCAAUGACGAAGGCAAAACAGAAAAGUCACCGAAAAUAUUCAGACAUUUCGAAGACAAUGACACUAAAGAAGAAAUUGAAAACAAACCGGAACAAAAGAAAACAAUUGACGACGAAAACUCAAACGACAGCGAAAGUCCAGAGGCGAAAAAACUAAAGUUUACCAAACAAUUUUUCGAAGAACUUAAGUCUUGUUUGCCGAAAGAACCAGAAACACCGUCGAAAAGUGAAACCAGUUCUCCUGAUAUCGUCGAAAUAAAGGACGUUGAGGAGCGUCCAAAAAAUCGCCGAAAGUUACUCCAAAUACCCCUGAAGAAAAGUAAAGCUGUUAGACGAUUGAUGUUUGAUGAAGAUAAAACAUCGCCUGUAUCUGGAACAAUUAUACGGGACUUGGCUGAAGACGAGACGCUGGUGGUCCGUAAGGGAGAUAUAGAUCCGGCGUUCAAUGUUGUGGAAGUUACGGAAGAAGCGAAGGCUUUGAUAGCUAAUAUAGAGAAUCGGCUGGGUCGGUACAUAUGCAGGCUAUGUCGGCGGCUGUACGGGGAUGCGUUCGCUUUAGCGCAGCACCGGUGUUCGCGGAUAGUUCACAUCGAGUACCGAUGCCCUGAGUGCGAUAAGGUAUUCAACUGUCCGGCAAACUUAGCAUCUCAUCGCCGCUGGCACAAACCCCGCGUGCCUGGCGCCACUAAGCGACGUGAUCCACCCGCUGCAGAGGCUGGUCGAUUCCCUUGCCAGAGGUGUGGGAAGCUGUUCCGAAGACAAGCCUAUCUUAGGAAGCAUUUACUGGCCCACGACCAACCCGAAGAGCCUGAGAAAGAACCAUCUGCUUUCCGCCAGGUUCAUACUGAAUACCCUGCGUAUCCAACGGAAACACUACGUGACAAUAGCCUAAACUUCUGGAGCAAGAUUCCGCCUCCGCAACAAGAGCUUAAUUGGGACUAUGUACGGCCCCGAUGCGCAUCAUCCUGCUCCUCUGAGGAUUCUCGAAGUCUCGACGUCACGGGAUCAGAGGACGAGGGAGGCGGGAUCGGCGACGGCUGACGUCGAGUACUGCGGCCUGUGCCGCGGUUCCCGUCUUACGCGCCGGUCUCAAAUU
This is a messenger RNA of Manduca sexta (tobacco hornworm), 1609 nucleotides long. RefSeq names its product zinc finger protein 354B. Gene Ontology annotation, molecular function: RNA polymerase II cis-regulatory region sequence-specific DNA binding; DNA-binding transcription repressor activity, RNA polymerase II-specific. Lineage: Eukaryota; Metazoa; Arthropoda; Insecta; Lepidoptera; Sphingidae. The record is from RefSeq and is a predicted model, not a curated record. Gene Ontology annotation, cellular component: nucleus; transcription repressor complex. Gene Ontology annotation, biological process: negative regulation of transcription by RNA polymerase II; regulation of cell cycle process; neuron differentiation.